CACAACAAAAUGGUUUCUGCAAAAAUGGAAAACAUUUUCCAACACAAAAAAAUUCAAAAGAUACCUUGAUCUUUACUCUACAUGUGCAGUGCACGAAAACCGAUUUUGAAAAUAUUGCUUCGUUAUUUUAUAAAAAAAAAUCAUAAACCAAAAAAUGAGGAAAUCCUUCCAGUUUCGCCUUAAAGCAAUAUUUUUUGAAAAUUUGUACAUAAUAUCUUAGUAAACUAAAUGUUUGUCCUAAAAUAUUCUAUUAAGCUUCCCUCCAUUUGGAUUAAUUUAAGUUUAAGUUGUCUGUUUUGAUUGUUCUUCAAAGCUUAAGUUCAUUGUAAAUUGACAUUCACAGGAAAAGUUUACAGCCUAGCAUGAGCUAGGCCGUGUAUUUUAUGUGCACAUUCAACAUACCAUCACUGAAGAAGUUCAAAUUGCAAUUCCCACUGGUGGACGAUGAACGAAGAAACGCGAGCGACCUACUUCCUGAAAGCAGCAGCAGCAACAGCAACGGGAGCUAUUUACAGAUUCGUUCCGCUUGGCUUGAUGGACUCCUUGUGAGUUGUGAUUCGCUGCUUCCCCCGGAUUCGAUCAAUCGCAACCUCAGCCAGCACUAGUAGUGCUAGCACAGUAUCGCCAAUCAAAUUGUGAUCAAAUCGAUGCGGCGGCGGCGGUGAUGCUGUGAAGGGAUGAUGAAAAUUGGUUCGAUUCGGACAAACGGAGGAAAGCUAUCAAUCUUCUCCCUUCGAACGCGGAGGUAUACACUGUUAGGUAGCAAAUGGACAGAUGAAAUUUAAAAUUCCCGAUUCAUCGUGGGAUGGUUUUCGCAAAACGAUGAUGAUUGAUCUUUCCGUCAAGAGGUGGAAUACUUGUCUGUUGGUUGGGUUUACAUUGUAUCGAAAGGUGGUUCGAAAUUAGUACUCAAGAAUGUUGUUUUUUUUUGUAUUCUGUAGAUAUUUUUAUAAUUAUGCAAACUGAUUUCUCAAACAGAACAUAGUUAUUAUUGGACCGCUUUCACUUUCGCUGGUAUAUGAAGCUUGGAAAUGUGGUGAGCUACAAUAAGAUAGCAAGUUUAAUGGAAUGAAUGAAGCCAACGAAACCUACAUCACACUCAGAUGGAGACGCAUGGUGUUUGAUAACUGUCUGUGUUCCAUAAACAGAAGAGCCUUCCAGUCCGGUAAGCUCGUCAAGCAUCACGGUUCAGGUUCAUCUCGGCUGCGUGGCACAUCAAACGAAAUUCGACAAUCACCACCGACACGUAAACUUUGAAUCAACGUGGCAACGAAGCACCGAAAACCCAACAUCAAACUCGAGCGAACCGGAGCGGCGAUGAUGAUUCUACCCGACCGGUCGGUGGCGGCACCGUCCGGACCGGCCUGUUUGUACUCCAUUAACAGGCCCACCAUCCGAUCCGUCGGUGGCGGCGGCGGCUGCCAGCCGAUCGGUCAUUACUUACCACCUCAUCGUAUGUUCGUGUUUUCUCCUUCGCAACCAACACCCAAAACAGCACAGGAAUUCGUCUAAAACUAACAAACAUAAUCAUUUGCGCGCACAGCCCAGCCCAGUGAAUGUGUGCGCAGCGCGUCUUAGAUCUCCCGGAAUGGUCAAUUUAAACAAACCAUUACUUUUGAUUUCAGUAAUUAACUGGUGCCAAUUAUAGCCAAAUUUGCGCCUGUUCGGUUGUGCGGUUUUGCCAUUCGGUUGAUAGUUGGAAGAUUUGGUAAGAGACUUGGAAACCGGCUACCGUUUCAAAGUCUUCAAUUUCAUGUAUUCAAAACAUAAGUACAUCUUCAUUGGGCAGGAUUUUUGAAUGUUCUCAAUUAGAUAAAAUCCAAUUCGGAAUUAUACACACAGGAAAGUUUUGACAUAUUGUAGCAAGUACGCUUUAUAAUUUAAUAUGUUCAUUGGUAAUUUUAAGUUAGUUAUAUUACACGUUAUUUUGUUAAUUGUUCGUUGUUAAUUUAUUCAAGUUCUAUGUUCAUUCGUUUUUCGCAUUUAAUUCCAAAUUUUAUCACCGCAAAAAGCAAUCCAUAAGAAUAUACGACUGAGUUACCGACGCCUAAAAAUGAGUACCUUGAGUUCCCUUCGAAUCAGCUACCAAGAAAGCGCGUGGCUUGGCAUGCCUUUUUCGCGCCAUGAUGCCGCCCGUUCGUCGCUUGGGUCACGGCCAACGACCCGCAUGCAAAUUAAUUGAAGAUGCGUUGACCUUUCUUGUUUCGGCAUUCCACGCCUGUCACGAACCUUGGAGGGGAAGUUGACUGGAGGAUUUGAAUAGGCCGUUGGAAAGAGAUGCACGACUUCGGGAAACAUUGCGAAUAAAUUUCUUUAAUAUUCGGAUUCGCAAACUUGACCUUCGGUUAGGUUCGCGAAGUCGUGGGACAAAGCCCAGAAAUUUCGCGGUAUCUGAGGAUUCUCCCAGCUUCGAAUCGUUCACUUUGUUCCGUUCCGUGGAAGAGGCAAGAACGGUCAUUUUUUGUACCGUGCCGUAGUGUGUUUUGGAAGGUGAAAAGUAACAUAGUGUCCUUAGUAGAUAGUUGCUAAUUUAUGUUCAUUGAUUUCCCUUUAGUUGUGCACAGUCGACAGUUAGUGCAAGCGCUAGUUGAUUAGAAGCGAAGAAGUUGUGUGUGUGUGCGUUGAACGAAAGAAAAGAAGGUUCGCGGUAUUAUAGGCGAAGCCGACACACUACACCUACCGAUAAGACCGUUUUUGACCCCACGUUACGGCUUCAAAGGAACCCGGGGUACACGUGGCCGGAGAAGGACGCGAUCGUCAAAAAUCGCGCCUUGGCAGGCAAGCCGUUCAACCCAGCAUCAAGCGUCAUCCGUGGUGAGCAUCAUCAAGCCAAGUUACAAGCCAACCACGCCGUCCCGCAAGCAACCGUUGCGCAACAGUACCACGCGCCGACGGCGCCUCAACGUUUUUUCGCGCCAGCUGCAGGACGAGAGUGAGCGUUUGUACCGUGCUCCAGACGCAAGCCCGCGUACCGGUGUGGGAGACACCCAUCGUCACCGUCAUCGUCGUUUUCAUCAAUCGCCUCCCGAGGCGAGAGCCCCCGGCAAAGGCCCGGCGUGAGCUCCCUAUCCAACGUCGUCUCCCCACCCAAUGAAACCCUAGGUAGAAAGAGUGAGUACUUUGCAUGCAAUUAUGUUUGUGUCGUCCAUGGCCAUGUGACUCGAUUGAGGCACAACACAUAAAUUUUUGCUAGUCCACCCCAUUUCCUUUACGGUGGCACUAGUUCAGUAACCGACGGAGAGCGAGUAGAUGAGAUCGCCUCCGGCGCCCAGAUCAGCAUUGUGCUAAUCCGUCUUUGCAAAUCGAGACGGCGGUAGCAUACCCACUCACCGAGAGUGAGAGACCGUGCCUGUAUGUCGGAGUUCGGAGCAGUGUAGAGAGGAGAAGUGUUGUUGCGCGGAAGAGCAAGAGAGUCGCGCAUGCGCGGAAGGAAACUAAUAGAGGGAAUUGUUCACGCACACAGUCAGGGACUAGAGGGAAACUAGAGGGAAGAGAGAAGCCUAGGCCUAGGAAUGAAAGCGAAAGUGCAGUAGAAGGGUGAAUAAACUUAUGAACAUUUGUAAACAGAGUCCCAUGUAGUUUCAAUUCCAUGUAUGUUGUCCUGUUGAGCAAGAUGCAGAUUUUGUAGUUGACUCGAUACACGGUAGGAAAUGCAUAGUCCAAUUUGAAUGUAGUUAGUUGAUGUCUAAUAAGGUUUUUAUGUUGCUUCGCGUUCGUUUGUAGAGUUUUUGAGUAUUUUGUGUAGUUUACUGGGUAGUCGGCCCGAAUCCGAUUUUGGAUCGUUCUCUAGUCUUCCGUGGACUGGGACAGGUGGACUUUUUGGACUGGGCCCGUGAAGAAAACCCCCGCACUGGUGGCUUGUUCUCGGCCGAAUAUUGGAGGGAUUUAUUUGCAAUAUUUCUUGAGGUUCGCUGUAUCCACUCGGUAACGAGAAGUACGGCAGUCUUUUUGAGUCAGCCAGUCAGCUUACUUUCUAAGAAUAGUGACCCUUCCCAAAGAAGGUCUCAAGCCGGGCAACGCACAUCUCUGUUGGAUGGUCUCCUUUGGAGUGGCGCAUAAGCCAUCCAAUUACGAAAAGUAAGCGCGACAGGCUGGCCCCGUUAUAUUUGGCGCCCAACAAAACAAGGCUUUUUUAGAUUUAAAUUUGUAGCUGAUUCUUGAAAUAUACCUUUUUGCAUUUACUACCUUUUGUUGCAUGUUAAGCACAUAUUUAUUUGUAAAGUGUCUAAUUGUUUGUAAGGGAACUCGAAUUUCGGUAAUUUGUUUUAAAAAUAUAUGGUAUUUCGUUUUUUGUAUUAUAAUUUAUUAUUUUCGUUUAUUUCAAUAAACAUUUACUUGUAUAAUCUUGGUUUUUCGUAUAUACGUUUUUCUUCAUAUUUUUAUCAAAUAUUUCUUAUUGUUAUUUAUUGCUAAUUGUUAUUUGUUAUUUAGAUAUUUAUAUUGAAUGUUGAAUCAAAAAGGUAACUCUAAAAGUCGAUAAUUCUUAAGAAUAAUAUAUUAUUGCGGUUGUUUGAGUGUCCAUUGUACUUCUGGUUGUUUGUAGCUUCUGAAAAUAUACAAAAAUGAACCAAUUAUUUCCAAGAGCUGAAGAUCUCACUCUCGAAGAGAUCGAUUACGAGCUUGUUAUUCGACAACAGCCAGAAGAAGUUUUUAGGCUUGAGCUGUCUAGCAAACAAAGACACUUGAGGCAUAUGUUCAAGGAAGAUCAGAAGGAGGGACGCAACUAUCGUUCACCUUAUUCUAUUAGUGAGGAAGCACCACAUAUCGAAGGGAGGAUAGAAAAUUUGGCAAAAGCGUUGGAAAAGAGAGUUGAGACUAAGUUCGAAUCUCGGGUAAUCCAUUACUGGUAUCGGGUAAAAAGGGCGGUAACUAGGAAUGACGAAGAGAAGAUGAUGCGAAGAGAUUUGAUAAGAAAAAUUGAAAAGAUUAUGCAAGAUUUUCAGUUUGGACCCUCAUUAUGUCCGUACAAAACGCAAAUAAAUAAAAUCAUUCAAGACUGUGAAAAUGGAGCGAGUGGUCAAACUGGAAAUCCGGAGGUACAAAGAAUUCGUAGCCCUACAGUGUCCGAUCAAAUCGAGGAUUCACCUCAGUCGCAACCUACUCCCAAAGGUGCUGUACGUAAGAACACGAAUCUGGAACAGCAGGAGAGAGAAGAAGAUCGAAAAUCAGAGUUUGUGGUCUCACGUCAAGAAUGGGAAGACAUGAAGUCGAUGAUGAUGAACCUGAUGAACAAGAUUUCCGGUAAUGAUCAAGAGGGUAGAUCUAGGGGUACAGACAGUCAAAGAUCGCAUACGUCGGAAAGGAGAAGCCGUCAAAUACCAAGCGCGACAUUGCCUCAAUACAACCCUCAGCGAAGACCUAUGGGAUCGAGAUCGGAGUCUAGGGAUUCAAGCGAGGACGACCGGCAAAUACAUCAGCUUCCAAGAGACAGGUUCGACCCUAGCGACGAGGAGGACGUUUAUCGACGACAACCUGCUAGGGAAUUUCGGGUGCAGCCACAAUACGAUGUGAGACGAAGUCGGGAGCGAGUUGUGAACAACAAUCGGAUCGAGAAAUGGAAGCUCCGGUGCACAGGAGAACCCAGAUCCAUGCCGAUUGAGAACUUUCUCUACAAGGCCAAGAAGUUAGCUGACCGCGAAGGGGUAUCGAUGGAAAUUCUUCUGCGUGACAUCCACAUGCUUCUCGAAGGGGCCGCGUCGGAUUGGUUUUUUACUUUCGUCGACGAGUUAGACACCUGGGACGUUUUCGAAACCAACAUCGUCUACCGUUUUGGCAACCCGAACAAGGAUCAAGGUAUCCGAACGAAGAUCCACGAACGCAAACAGCAAAGGGGGGAGUCCUUCAUAGCGUUUGUGACAGAGAUCGAGAAGCUGAACAAAAUGCUUUCCCGGCCGCUGUCAGCGCGACGAAAGUUCGAGAUAGUUUGGGACAACAUGCGGCAGCAUUAUCGUUCAAAGAUCUCGAUUGUGGAAGUCAACGACCUGCAGCAUCUGACGAGGCUGAACUACAGGAUUGAUGCUGCUGAUCCGCAGUUACAAUAUCAGACUGGCGAGAUGCCCGGUCGACGACCAAUCAACCAAAUUGAGGCGGAAGACACCGACUACGACAGUGACCGUUCAGCGACAGUGAAUGAGAUUAGGAGGCGUUUCAACAGAGACGGUCGUCAGAGACCGAACGACAACCGAGAAGAGAGGAAUCGACAGCAGAAUGACGCAGGACAACAAGCAGGAAACGGAAACCAGGCCGUUCCUCCAAUGGCCUGUUGGAAUUGCCAAACCCAAGGACACGGAUGGAGGCAGUGUAACAGACCAAAGGUCGUAUUUUGUUACGGAUGCGGUAGUUUAGGUAGGACGACACGUACCUGUGAGCGCUGUUCCAGAAACUACGGUGUUCCUGCAACCGAGCAACAGGGAAACGAGUAAAAGGGUGCACGUCGGGGAACGCAAGCAUCCAAA
Messenger RNA from Aedes albopictus (Asian tiger mosquito), 6455 nucleotides. RefSeq lists its product as uncharacterized. Gene Ontology annotation, molecular function: zinc ion binding; nucleic acid binding. The transcript is spliced from 2 exons. Bases 4563 to 6422 code for a protein of 619 amino acids. NCBI's taxonomy places the organism in Eukaryota, Metazoa, Arthropoda, Insecta, Diptera, Culicidae. The record is from RefSeq and is a predicted model, not a curated record.